UGGAGCUAGUUCGUUCUCACAUUAGCCGCUCUGGCGCUCUUUCCCUCUCCGCUCCGUUCUUUGUCCAUUUUCCCUCCAUUUCUUUUCAGCCGCCUUGUUCUCAGCCAUCCCUUACAGUCAUUUCCUCCAUUUAUUUUCUCCUCUUCGCCAUUCCUCAUCCGAGACAAAAUCUCUUCUUUCCUGCCGUUUGUUUCACUCUCCAAAUUUUCGAUUUAUUCCAUAAAUCGGUUUCAUGUGCAAUGCACAUUGGUCCUUAAUUAGUACCACGGAGAAAAGGAAGAAACUCAGAGCAAUUGCAAGCAACGAGAAAUGAUCAUUAGAGCCAGAAAUCUUUCUCCAUCAAAACUCAAACCUCUCUCUUCUCUCUCCCUCUUCUUUACAGAACCCUUCACUUCCACUACAGCAGCCAAAACUUCAAUUCCGCUAUUACCCAUGACUAAGCCCCAAAUCUCCAACAAGACUCCACACCUCCUCUUCUUCACCAACCAUUUCACCUUUCAAUCUACAGCCACACCAUCACCACCAAAAAAGUAUCAAAAACACCAGCAGAAGCAGGAGUCCUCUUCUUCUAAAUCUUUGACCCUGAACCGAGAUGGAAACUAUGAUGAUGCCACCCCCCACAAUGUUGUUUGCCCAGGAUGUGGGGUACACAUGCAGGACUCAGACCCUAAACACCCUGGUUUCUUCAUCAAGCCCCCAACGAAGACCAAGGACCUGAUGCUCAAAACAGGUUCCCGCUACUUGGUACCUGUGUCAACUGAACCUGAAUUCACAGUCUUUCUCAAGAAAGGUGUGCUUUUGGAGGAAAAAGGUGAAAGCACUGACAUUGAGGAAGAGAACCUAGAUAAAGAAAUGCCUGAAAAGCCUGUGGUUUGCGCUAGAUGCCACUCAUUGCGCCAUUAUGGCAAGGUGAGGGAUCCAACAGUGGAGAAUUUAUUGCCAGAAUUUGAUUUUGAUCAUACCGUUGGCAGGAGAUUGGGAUCAGUGUCAGGAGCUCGGUCAGUGGUCUUAAUGGUGGUUGAUGCAUCAGAUUUUGAUGGGUCAUUUCCAAGAAAAGUAGCGAAACUUGUAUCUGAUGUAACUGAAGAGAAUUACACAGCUUGGAAACAGGGGAAAUCUGGAAAUGUGCCUAGGAUUGUGCUUGUAGUUACUAAGAUUGAUCUUUUACCAAGCUCUUUGUCACCUACGCGAUAUGAACAUUGGGUGAGGCAGAGAGCGAGGGAGGGUGGAGCUAGCAAGAUUGCAAAAUUGCAUUUUGUGAGUCCUGUGAGGGAUUGGGGAGUGAAGAGCUUGGUGGAGGAUGUUGUGGAGAUGGCAGGGCCUAGAGGGACUGUGUGGGCAGUGGGGGCCCAAAAUGCUGGGAAGAGUACAUUGAUCAAUGCCGUUGGGAAGUGUGUUGGUGGGAAGAUUGGUUUCUUGACAGAGGCACCAGUGCCUGGGACAACUUUGGGGAUAGUAAGAGUGGAAGGGGUGCUGCCAGGGCAGGCAAAGUUAUUUGAUACUCCAGGGCUUUUGCAGCCACAUCAAAUGACAACUAGGUUGACUAGGGAGGAGCAGAAGCUUGUUUAUGUUAGUAAGGAGUUGAAACCGAGGACGUAUAGAAUCAAGGCAGGUCACACAGUUCACAUUGCUGGACUCAUGAGGCUGGAUAUUGAAGAGUCAUCUGUGGAAUCUCUGUAUGUUACAGUUUGGGCAUCUCCUUAUCUACCAUUACACAUGGGGAGAACUGAAAAUGCACACAGAAUGCUAGAGGAUCAUUUUGGUCGUCAGUUACAGCCCCCAAUUGGGGAGGAACGAGUAGAAGAGCUUGGCAGUUGGGUGAGAAAGGAAUUCCAUGUUUCUGGUCACAGCUGGGAUUCAAGUUCAGUGGACCUUGCUGCCGCUGGUAUUGGUUGGUUUGCUAUUGGACUUAAUGGAGAGGCAGUGUUAGGGGUUUGGACCUAUGAUGGAGUUGACGUUGUUUUACGCAAUGCUUUGAUUCCUCAUAGAGCACAGCUUUUUGAAGAAGCUGGAUUCACAGUCUCUAAAAUUGUCUCAAAGGCUGACCAAGCUUUGAAUAAGUCACAGAAGCAAAAUGAAAAGAAGAAGAAACAGAGUGACCAGAAAACAGCUAUGACAGCUGAAUUUUGAUUCUGGCUGCAAAAGAUGUGCAAGUAUGGGAGGGAAAUCCUAACAUGGACCUGUAGGGGAAAGAGGAAGGUAGCAACAAACACAAGCCACCUUUGAAAGUACAGCAUCCUUUGUUGGAGCUUCUCUUCAGGCAAUGAUCUCUUUAAGAUAUUAGACCUAUACAUUACGCAGAAGAGAUGAGCUUAUGGAAUGGAUACACCUGGUGCACACUCUGGGUCUGCUCUAUGUAGUUAGGUAGUUUGUUCAGUAUGAUAAGCAGCAUUUUGGUAUCGCUCUUACAAUUUGGAAAGGUUAUGUAUCCGUUUUCGUCAUAUGAAGAUCUGUUUCUUUCGAUGGUACAGCCUACGGAGGUAAAUUUUUUGAUCUUGAAAGUUGAAAAGAUCAAGCAUGACAAAAAUAAGGAACGUUAUAUUGUCUUUAUGGAUAUAUAAAAUUCAGAAUGCAGCUUGAAACUAAACAAUUUCUUGGUCGUUGUCUUCUUUUCAAUUGAUGUUUGCAAUUUGGCAAA
Theobroma cacao (cacao) is the source of this 2638-nucleotide messenger RNA. RefSeq names its product P-loop containing nucleoside triphosphate hydrolases superfamily protein. Gene Ontology annotation, cellular component: mitochondrion. The record is from RefSeq and is a predicted model, not a curated record. Gene Ontology annotation, molecular function: GTP binding. Lineage: Eukaryota; Viridiplantae; Streptophyta; Magnoliopsida; Malvales; Malvaceae.